UGACACAGAGCAAGGAGGAAAUAGCGAGCUGUGUUUUUUUUUUUAUACAAGCUAUCAUCAAGUAGUUAGCUGUCGUCUGCGGGUUUCUUUUUGCUUAUAAACGCUUCAGCGGAUAAUUAAUUGACAAACGGUAACAUCACAGCGGUUGUCCUGGUUUUGCUCGUACCGGGUGGCACCCCCCUCCACCCCUAAAAAAAACCCGACGUUACAUUCGCCUUUUUUUUUUUUUUUUUUCUUUCUGGUCUUCUUCGUAAAGAGCAUUUUAAAGUUGGGUUAGCGUUAGCUGAAUUAACGCUACGUGGUGGUGCUUUUAAUGCUAAGCUACGUAGCCAGCUGAAGCAGAAACACGGUAAACAAACCGUGUCGCGACUCUUUGGAGGUGGUUCAAGAUGCUGGUUGAGUAAGGUUGACGGGGGGAUUGUUAAUCCAGGCCACCGUUGUCAGCUAACGUUAGCUACCUGCCUGAAAACACUGGGCUUAAUGGAUAAAGCCAUGGCAGAUGAAAAUACACAGUCAUGUGGCAAUUGCAAACAUGAAAUUCCUGAGUCUAAUUUUACUACCCAUGAGAUCCACUGUCGAAGAAACAUCGCACUGUGUGAUGUGUGCCAGGAGCCAGUGCCCAGGUCAGAUCUCCAGGAGCACAAACAGCAGGAGCAUACACAGAUUACAUGCAAAUGUGGUUUGAAGAUUGAGAAGAAUCAUGUUGAUGUUCACCAGAGCUCCGAAUGCUCUCAGCGGCUGGUCCCCUGCCAAUACUGUGAACUGGAGAUUGUUUACAGCCAGUCCAAAGAACAUGAAGAUUAUUGCGGUACACGCACUGAGCCCUGCUCACGCUGUAAAUGCAAUGUAAUGUUGAGGGAACAAGCUGUGCAUCCAGUCUUAUGUGGAAGCCUUACACCGCCCCAAGAGAGGAACAACAGCCGAACAAGUCGCAGUCCAGUAGACCAGCAGUCUCCAGGACCUUGGUUUGAAGCCCACUCCAUCCGAAACCUCCUAAGAGCCCAAGAGAGAGGCCCAAAGAAUAAUAACAUCAGUGCGGCAGAACAACAGGCCUUUCCCCGGCCAUUUGAUCCCAGAGUUUAUAACACUUCAAGGGGAACACAAGACUCAGCAGACUGGAAGAAUACCGCCCCAAGAAAUACAACAUUUAGCCACUUGUUGGGGCAGGGGGAUUUUCUGUCUAGCAGCGGCAGUAGUGCAUGGCCACAUAGUGAGCUCACACUGGAUGAGGAUUCAUCAGGCCUGGACUACAUGUUGGCGCUCAGUCUGCAGAGUGAUGGAGAAUCAGUGGCUGGAGGCGUAGAGGGCAACCUGUGGAGCGGUAUCUGGGACCACAAGAUUGGGAAGACGCCCAACACUUCCCUAAACUCUCCAUUCCCUCAGCCCAAUAACAACUAUCCAAACUUCACUUCAGGCACAAGCACGAGUGCAGUUCAGGACCUUGAUCAAACAGAUACCAUGCUGCCUUGUGAGUUUUGUGAAGAGCUGUUUCCUGAAGAGGACCUCAUUUUGCAUCAGACUGGGUGCAGCCCCGCCUCUGCCUUUGCAUCUUUCAGCAAGCAGCCCGUGUCUCCACCUAGAGAGGACAGGAUGAGCAGAAAUGCUUCUGGGCUGAUGCACAGCGUCCCUGACACACUCGCUUCAAACAUCCCCACUUUCCCUCGGUCAGUCUCCCCGGCCUCUUACAGUCCUCCAGCCAGUCCACUAGAGGGCGAUGUGGUCAUUCCAUGUGAAUUCUGUGGCGUUGCUCUAGAAGAGGCUGUUGUCUUUCACCAUCAGGACAAGUGUGACAUGCGUCCUCAGACUGCCCACCCACUGAACAAUCUAACAAAAUCAUCUGUCAAAAAACCACUGAGCCCUGCUAAACACACCUUUGACGAGACGUCUCCAGAUUUCCAAAGGAGAUUAAAGCAGCAAGCUGACUUCUUGGAGGACUUUGGAUUUGACAGAGACAUGCCACCAGGACAAAACGCAAGGGAUUGGCAGAGAGGCUACAUUGGACUACCAAGUCAAAGGAAGACGUCAAACUGUGACGUUCCUGUAAAAGACCGACCUCAGCACGGCAGAGAAGCAGAAGGAGCUCAGUCAUCUUUCAGUGACACUGAGAAACUGCAUCUACCAGAAAAUCAAGAAGGGAGAGAACGAGGGAACAUAAGGAAUCCAAUGACAAAGUUGCCCAAGAAGCAGAAUGAAGAGCAGCAGGAAGAGUGAGAGCAGGAACAUCUGGAGAAAUAGAAAAACCAAAUCUCCUUCUCUGCUUUUCAUUUAUCUUUUUGCACACUUUUGACAAAUGAAACAUAUACCUAUCUGAUAAGUGCCUGUGUGAGUAUUAGUAUCUUGCAGUUUAUAUUUUGAUGAAUUUUACUAUUAAAGUCUAAGCAAGUCAUUCAGUUUAUUCAUGCAUAUUCUGCUUUAUUCGUUUCAAAUGUUUGUGUGUCUAACAUCUAACCUUAACAGAUAAAUUAUAAAAUGGAUUUUAUUUACGCUAAUUUGAUUUGAAGUUCUUUUUUUAACUGUACGAAUCGUGUCAUGGCUUAUUAAGGACACUGAGAACAUCAAACGCAGACACAUGACUUUGUCAGUGUGCAUUUGUGUAACUUAAUCUUUACCUUGUUACUUCGGCCAAGGACAUUUUGUUUUCACCCGUGUUUGUUUCUUUCAGGAUCUUUCUCAGUGUUCCUGUUGGUUUCUGCAUCUUUAUGUAACCUAAAGCACUUUGCUAGAUUAUUUUGUUUAAAAAGGGCUUGAGGAACCGAUUUGAUAAACUUAUGCAUCUUUGACCAAGAUAAAAAAAAAAAACAACAACUGUAUUAUUGAACAUUUGUCUUUUUAUACUGUUCAACAUUUGUCUUUAAUACUCUUCAGUAGUAUUUUGAUUUUUUUUUUUUUUUAAUCACAACUAUAGAACUAUAUAUGUGGUGUUAUGAUGAGAAGGCUUUUGAAGCCAUGUCUCCUGUUCAAUCUUCUGUUAAAGUAGUGUGUAAAAUGUCGUGUGCUGCUCCUCCAAAUAGGAUUUAAGAUAGACGAGAUGUAUUUUGUGUGUAACAUAGGGUCCACUUUAGAAAUACAUAUAAAAUAGGCAACCUUGUGCCACAGACAGUCGAGAGAGCAUUUUCCUGAUUUAACAUCCGAUCAACAAGCUCAGCUAGUGAUUGUGGGUGGACUCACAGCACAUGGCUGAUUAUUCCUGUUAAAGAACAACUGUCUGGAUGCUCUUUGUCUUGUGUGGCUAUUAAAUGUUUAAUGAAGACA
Dicentrarchus labrax (European seabass) is the source of this 3252-nucleotide messenger RNA. RefSeq names its product TRAF-type zinc finger domain containing 1 (gene trafd1). The record is from RefSeq and is a predicted model, not a curated record. The transcript is spliced from 12 exons. The coding region runs from base 481 to 2211 and encodes 576 amino acids. Lineage: Eukaryota; Metazoa; Chordata; Actinopteri; Moronidae.